Messenger RNA from Sphaeroforma arctica JP610, 660 nucleotides. RefSeq lists its product as hypothetical. The transcript has a single exon. Bases 1 to 660 code for a protein of 219 amino acids. The record is from RefSeq and is a predicted model, not a curated record. NCBI's taxonomy places the organism in Eukaryota, Ichthyosporea, Ichthyophonida.
AUGAGCGACGGAAGUAUCAGCGUGGGAGCCCAGCACGGGCCCGGGAACAGGGGGCGUAACAAUAUUAGUCUAGGCAACAAGGCCGGGUUUACUGGACAGCACCGCGAUGCCAUUGCCAUUGGGUACGGGGCCGGGCACCGCGACCAGGGCGACACGAGCAUUGCCAUUGGACGGUUCGCGGGCUCGACGUCGCGGCACGCCCACACGAUUGUGGUUAAUGCAACGGGAAAGGCCAUGAACACGCAGCACACGAAUGCCACGUUAAUUGGGCCCGUAAACGAAACGACACCGGAUCCCAAGCUGCAGCUGCUCGCGUACGAUCUGGAUACGGUGCUCGUGGUAUCACGUCCGCCCGAUUUGGGUAUUGUGGGCGUGAAAUCCAACUCUAAAUCUAAUUAUAAUUCUGAUUCUAAUUCUGAAUCUAAUGGUGAAUCUAAUUUGGUGCGACAAUCGUCGUCACUGAGCUUUCAACUGGCCACGGGCGCGAUGUCGACCGUAACCCUGCCACGCAUGGGCGACCCAGGGUCCCAGGGUCCCAGGGGCGCAUGUGUUGACCAGAUCGUCAAAGCGCCCGACAGACGGACAGCGUGGUCCACGAUCUGGGUCCGUUCAAGGGCCCAAAGGGUCAGGUGGGCUCGGGCGUGGCCAAUGUCCGCGUAG